CAUUCAGUCGAAAUAGCAUCAUGUUUAGUGUAAGGUGGUGUUCUAAAUACAAAUUUUUGAGAAUUUUCGAUAGAAUGGACUAAGCUAGACGGAAAUUUAGUAUAAGUAGGGUAUUGAAUAUGGAUCCACGGUUAGUGAUUUAUUUGAUUUGCGUUCAGCAAUUGAUGGUGGAAGCAAUACAUUCCAGUGAAACACAGCAUCGAACCAAAGCAGCAAGUGAAAAACAGCACGAUUUAUGGUGUCACAAAUGUGACUCAAUGCUCGACGGAGAAAAGUGUUUGGAUCUUACCGGAAAUUAUAGCUAUUUGCAUCAAAAAUGUAGCAAAGACCAGAAAAAGUGCCAGGUGAGAAGGAUUUCGAUGUCUACAAGUACUGAAGAAGUGACAGGAAAACCAAAACUAUGGUUGUUGCAACGAAAUUGUUCAGAAACAUGCGAAUCCGGUUGCAUAAUAAUAGGAGAACGAACAAAAUUACAUUCUUGCAUUACUUGUUGUGAUGAACAUAACUUUUGUAAUGCUGGCAAUGGUGCUAGUGUUCGAGAAUUUUUUGGCUAUAGUUUUCUCAGGCAUUUUAAAACUUCAAUAUUCAAGCUUUUCUACUGAACUUAUUUUAGGUGGAUUUUAUUUCAAGUCUUACAUCUAUAACAAAUCAAUGUAUUAUUUUAUAAACAAAACUUUUAAACCCUGUUAGAUAUUGUGUUUUAAGGCGAAAUUUUAAUAAAAUUAUUACGUGAAUCUA
This is a messenger RNA of Ceutorhynchus assimilis (cabbage seed weevil), 738 nucleotides long. NCBI's taxonomy places the organism in Eukaryota, Metazoa, Arthropoda, Insecta, Coleoptera, Curculionidae. The record is from the annotation of a GenBank genome assembly.